Messenger RNA from Neolamprologus brichardi, 1069 nucleotides. RefSeq names its product epidermal growth factor-like protein 6. NCBI's taxonomy places the organism in Eukaryota, Metazoa, Chordata, Actinopteri, Cichliformes, Cichlidae. The record is from RefSeq and is a predicted model, not a curated record. Gene Ontology annotation, molecular function: calcium ion binding.
GAUAACGCUGCUUUUCGAGCACACAGACACUGAAGAACGAGAACUUCCGAGGAUAGCAGAAGCUAAUAUGUAGUUCAGAGGUUAAAAUAGAAACUGUGGUGGAACAAAAUGACCAAACUAAGUCAGCAAGUCUUUGUGGUGAUCGCACAUUUUGUUUUCUUUUCUCUGGCUGAUCAUCGGGAUGGCCUCCACAGGCCAGUGGAGGAUGAACCGGAGCAAAGUCGGGGUCUCUGCAGCUAUGGUCAGAUGACUUCCUGCUGUUUUGGAUGGAAGAAUAUUAACAGCAUUUGUGAGCCGGUGUGCAAGAGGUCCUGCAUAAAUGGGAAAUGUGUGGGACCGGACAAGUGUUCAUGCUCCAUGGGAUAUAAAGGACCGCAGUGCAAUGAAGAUGUGAAUGAGUGCGGUUUGCCGGAGAGGCCGUGUUCCCAGCGCUGCAUGAAUACGCACGGUAGCUAUCGCUGUUACUGUGAACCUGGAUACACACUCAGUGCAGAUGGAUACACCUGCACCAGAGAGGCCGCAUGUUCCUCCCUGCACUGCCAGUUUGGUUGCCAGAUGGAGAGAGGGGGAGCGCCGCGCUGUCUGUGUCCCCCCGGCCUCCACCUGGCUGCUGACAACAAGACCUGUGAAGAUGUAAACGAGUGUCAGCAGGAUGUGUGUCCACCACGGCGGACGUGCAAGAACACUUUUGGCAGCUUCGUUUGUGUGUGCAAAGACGGUUUUGUGAUGGGGGCGCUGGAGGGCUCCGUUAAAUGCCGAGAUGAGGAUGAAUGUUUAACCGGGGCUCACCGGUGCAGCCGCCAUGCUCGUUGCUUCAACACCGAUGGUUCCUACACCUGUCUGUGUUUGGAGGGAUUCUUCGGCAACGGACGCACCUGCCAACCCAGGAGAGCCCCGCAGUCCAAGGCUCUCAUGUACUUCAACUACAAACUCAGCAAAAGGACCAGACUCCUGCCACCUGCAUCUUAGCUCAACUUCCUGCAAACUACAUGUGUCAAAUAAAAAAGGGCAUGCAACAUUAAGGAAUGAUUUAAUAAGCAAAAACAACAACAUCAACAACAAAAAAAAC